GCAUGCUCCGCGCGUGUGCCACUCGACGCGGCUACCACACGCGUGCAUUAAGACAAAGUGCGUCCUUGCUCUACAGUCGCCGCGACACGUGCGAAUGCUGCUGCCAUUAAAACUGCAGUUCUCGAGCUGUAUACGUCCUGAGAGCACUCUGCCUCUCUGACACACUGCAGCAACCAUCACGUCCUCCAUCCGCAGAGCCGCGGGCUUCAUGAUGAGUAGGGCCAGCGCUAAGCCGGCAAAAUUUCUGCGCAAAGUUUGCCAAGUGGAAGCCGUGCGCGGCGACGACGCGCAGUGGUGGGAUCGUCUUCCCGUCUACACGCUGACGUUCGCGGAUCCCGGCGGCGAGCGGAUGCCGUGUCGCAUCGCGUGCGGGGAUGUGGUGAAGGUGGUCGUUCCAAACUACAAACCGAAGAGCUACUCCAUGUCGCGCCAGGGCGACGGCGAGUUCGACAUCACCUAUAAGUACUACCCGGGCGGCAAGUGCAGCGGCUACCUCGAGUCCCUAAGUAUUGGUGACGAGAUCCAGUGCUUCGCGAAGGGUGGCAAGCGCCGCAACGACGGCGGCACGCACAUUGGCAUGGUGGCGUUUGGCGUGGGCAUAACGGAGGUGCUGCCCGUCGCCACCGCCCAACUCACUCAUUCGGACGUGAAACGCGUCAAGUUGAUCUGGGCGACGAAGACCUGGGGCGACUGCUUCUGGCUCGACGAGCUCGAGCGGCUCAAGGCGGAUGAGCGCUUCGAGGUCGUCCACGUGCUCUCGCGGGAAGACCGCGACGGCUGCCGCCGCGGCCGCGUCACGCCGGAGCUGCUCAAGGAGGAGCUCGACGAGGCGUGGGGCGUCGGCACGACCGUCGACCGUGCGAACGUGCGCCUCAUCUCGAUCGGCACGAAGGCCAUGAUGCGCGACUUCAACGACAUGGCGUACGCGGACCUCGACUACAAGUACGCGGCGAACCGUCUGCUCGAGGACUAGUUGAGUUCGUCCGCUCCCUCCCCCAAGUAGUGUGCCAGUGUGUAAGCUAAGAAGAUAAACUUCCCGGA
This is a messenger RNA of Pelagomonas calceolata, 1041 nucleotides long. NCBI's taxonomy places the organism in Eukaryota, Pelagophyceae, Pelagomonadales, Pelagomonadaceae. The record is from the annotation of a GenBank genome assembly.